GCCAAACUCUUUCUCUUUGAAUCUUUCUCUCUAUUGAAUUGUUUUCAAUACAACUCCAAUAGACUGACUAUAAUAGCGAUUAUAAUUACAUAAUAAUUAUAAGCUUUAAUUCAAACUUUUUGAUUUCAAUAAAAGUUAUUUCAUUUAUAUAACUGUUAACAAUGAACGGACAGAAACCCAACUAUAAAAUCGCGGACAUCAGUUUGGCUGAGUUCGGGCGCAAAGAGAUAGUAAUGGCUGAGCACGAGAUGCCGGGCCUUAUGACGAUCCGGAAGAAGUACGGCUCACAAAAGCCCCUAAAAGGCGCCCGAAUUGCCGGUUGUCUGCAUAUGACUAUCCAGACGGCUGUCCUUAUCGAGACAUUGACUGAAUUGGGGGCAGAAGUGCAGUGGUCUUCGUGUAACAUCUACUCAACCCAAGACCACGCGGCCGCUGCCAUAGCAGUCACCGGCGUUCCCGUCUAUGCCUGGAAGGGAGAGACCGAGGAGGAAUACCUUUGGUGUAUCCAACAGACACUGGUCUUCAGAGACGGACAACCGCUUAAUAUGAUUCUCGACGAUGGAGGAGAUCUCACGAAUUUGGUUCACGAGAAAUAUCCGCAAUACUUGUCAGGCAUUCGCGGCGUGUCUGAAGAGACCACUACUGGUGUCCAUAAUCUGUACAAAAUGCUGAAGAGCGGCCAAUUGAAAGUUCCGGCCAUUAAUGUGAACGAUUCGGUGACAAAGUCUAAGUUUGAUAAUCUUUACGGCUGUCGGGAAUCACUGACUGAUGGCAUUAAGAGAGCCACUGAUAUAAUGCUUGCGGGAAAGGUAUGCGUUGUCGCGGGUUUUGGUGACGUCGGCAAAGGAAGUGCAUCUUCGUUGAGGGCUUUUGGUGCGCGAGUUAUUAUCACUGAAAUCGAUCCAAUCAAUGCACUUCAAGCAGCGAUGGAGGGCUACGAAGUGACGACAUUGGAAGAGGCGGCGCCCAUCGCCAGUGUCUUCGUUACCACCACUGGUUGUAAGGAUAUUAUCCGCGGCGAACACUUCCUUCAAAUGCCCGAAGACUCCAUUGUCUGUAAUAUUGGACACUUUGACUGCGAGGUUGACGUCAAGUGGUUGGAGACCAACGCCAAGGAGAAGAUUAAUAUAAAGCCACAGGUCGACCGCUACACUCUGGCCAAUGGACGCCAUAUAAUACUGUUGGCUGCGGGACGGCUGGUGAACCUGGGCUGCGCUACCGGUCACCCGAGCUUUGUUAUGAGCUGCUCCUUCUCCAACCAGACAUUAGCUCAAAUUGAGUUGUGGACCAAUCCCGGCAAAUAUCCACUCGGAGUCUAUAUUCUACCCAAAAAAUUGGACGAAGAGGUGGCAGCUCUCCAUUUGCCACAUUUGGGAGUCAAAUUAACCAGGCUUACUACUGACCAGGCUGAUUACUUGAGUCUCCCUCAGGACGGCCCCUACAAACCAGAUCACUAUCGGUACUAAUCUCUUAUGAAUUGUCAUCUUUAAAAAUCUUGUUUGCGUUUUAAUUUUUUCUAGUAAUUGAUUUUCUGAACAAAUAAAUGAUUAUUUUUAUCAAUCUGUAAUGUACUGCACGCUAACACUUUAUACGACAUAAAGUUUUUCUUUAGAUUUUAUAUUACAGUAGAUUAAGAUCUGAUGUAUGAAUAGUAUCAUUUAAUUAGUUAUAUAACAGUAAUAACAAUUUUAAUAAAAUUUACAUAUUCUGUGUAC
This is a messenger RNA of Oppiella nova, 1715 nucleotides long. The record is from the annotation of a GenBank genome assembly. Lineage: Eukaryota; Metazoa; Arthropoda; Arachnida; Sarcoptiformes; Oppiidae.